Molecule: messenger RNA, 1930 nt
Organism: Musca domestica (house fly)
Lineage: Eukaryota; Metazoa; Arthropoda; Insecta; Diptera; Muscidae
Product: histone deacetylase 8
Exons: 5
Coding region: 359-1543 (394 amino acids)
Molecular function (GO): histone deacetylase activity
Source: RefSeq, a predicted model, not a curated record
GAUUGCGCCCGCCUCUUGAGGAGGCCUUAUACCACCGCAAUUGGUUUCAAGGGCCAAAUCGUGAAUUUGACAUCAUAAUAAUACGACUACUCCAUACGCAAGUGUAACACCUAGUCCAUAACGGACAAGGACUAGUCCAAAACAAAGCCAAAUGCAUUGAGAAACCUAACCGAUUUAACAAUACGAUGUUCUAGGAUUGGAUUUUAAAAUUUGGCGCGCGAUUUAUGUUCUAGUUAUAGGGCGGUUUCUGGCCUUUUUUAGGUAUCUUUGGAAUAGAAAGAAUUUAUAAACUUCGGCAUAGUUGAGGCCUUCAAAAGAUUUCUGUUUGAUAGAUAUUCUCCUGAUAUCCCCGCUCACAAUGUCUAGGAAAAUCAAAUAUGUUUACAGUGAUUAUCUCUUGGCACAGGCCGACAAGAAUCCAGCCGUCAAAGGAAGGGCUUCUUUAACCCACAACCUCAUCAAGUCCUAUGGCCUUCUAUCACACAUGGAACGAAUUAGGCCCGUUGUGGCCAAUUCUGGUGACCUCAAGGCUUUUCACAAUGCCGACUAUGUAAAGCAGCUAAAUAACUAUGAAGAUUUAAGCAAAGAAGACAAGAAAAUCCAAGAUAAUUCCUACAGAGAUGAUGAUGAUCAUGAAGAAGAUUUAGAAGAUUGUCUUUUAUCAGAUUGCCAUGGUUUGUGCUAUGAUUGUCCGCCAUGGCGAGGGGUAAAGGAUUAUGUUUAUGCCAUUGCCGGGGCCACAAUGACAGCCUGUGAUACGGUCUGUAAAUCGAAAGAUAGCAAUGAUAUUGUUAUUAAUUGGUGUGGUGGUUGGCAUCAUGCCCAAAAGGGCCGGGCAGCUGGGUUCUGUUAUGUCAAUGAUAUUGUUUUGGGUAUUCUUGUGUUGACCACAAAAUUUCGCCGGAUACUCUAUGUCGAUUUGGAUAAUCAUCAUGGAGAUGGCGUUGAGGAAGCCUUUGCCUCCACACGCCGUGUAUUUUGUCUGUCGUUUCAUCAAAUGGAAUGCGGUUAUUAUCCUGGUAGUGGCAGUUGCAAGGAUAUGGGUCGGGACAAUGGCUUGGGAUAUACAGUUAAUUUUCCCUAUAAAAGGGGAAUAACAGGCGAUAAAUAUAAGACAUGUUUUAAGAGAAUCUUCUCUGCCGUGUACAAGGCCUUCAAACCAAAUGUCUGUGUUGUCCAAUGCGGUGCGGAUGUUAUAGUGGGCGAUCCCUUGGGUGGCUCGAAUUUGAUACCACAAGAUUUAAUAGAAUGCAUUAGAGUUAUAUUAGACUAUCCCGUACCCUGUGUAUUCUUGGGUGGAGGGGGCUAUAGUCUGGCCAAUUCCAGUCGGUAUUGGUGCCAACUAACAGCUGAGUUAUGCGACGAAACGCUUGAAGAUGAUGUUCCUAGCGAUAAUGAAAAUUUCCUAAAAUAUGGACCAGAUUAUAGUUUAAAUAUCUCCGCAAUGCCAACAUUAAGAGAUGAAAACUGUGAAGAUGAUUUGGAGCAACAAUGUAGAACGAUAGAAGAACAUUUGGUUUUGUAUCAAACUCAUGCGAUUUAGAAGCAAGAUAAGGUUAUUGUUUGGCCUCAAAUUGGAAGAAACAACAUUUUGAAUUAAAAAAGCUCUUAACUUUUAAAGACAGCUUAUAUCCUAACUGUUUUAUUCCCAUAUCCUCAAACCCAAUGGAACUCACAUGGAAAUUUCAAUCCAGAAAGAAAAAAAUUGAAUGGAACUUCUUCCAUCUUUAGUUUUAUGUAGCUAUUUAUUUUACUUCUUAUUUAUUGAACUGAUAAUUACGACUGAUCGUUCGGUCGGUCAUCUAGAAAAAAAAUAAUAAUUAAAAUCUUAAAGAAAAUAAUGUCAGGUUUAUUUUUACAAAAUCUGUAUGUUUGUAAUUGUAUUUUAAAUGUUAUAAAGAUUGAAUACACUGUAACUUGAAUUGUUGAA